AUGGACGACGACGAUGCGGAUUAUAUGCAAGGUAGCGACGACGAGGACUAUGCUUUCGAUUAUUCCGAUAACGAUGAUGCCGACGAGUCAGGCAACGCAGACGUCGAGAACAUGUACUACAAAGCUAAAGGCAAGAAGGAGGACAACCCUGAGGAAGCUCUGAAAGAAUUCCGUGCCAUCGUCGAGCAAGAGGAUGAGAAAGGGGAUUGGGGCUUCAAAGCACUGAAACAGUCCACCAAGUUGCUCUUCUUGGUAUUGCAUCGACCACAAGAAGCCCUUGGAACGUACACUCAGCUUCUCACUUACACCAAAUCGGCCGUUACACGCAAUUACUCUGAAAAGACCAUCAAUGGCAUCUUGGAUUAUGUCGGAGGUGGCAAAGGUGGUCCUAUAGAAGUCGAUAUCUUGGAGAGUUUCUAUCAGGUCACUAAAACAGCGUUGGAGGAUGCGAAGAACGAGCGACUGUCAGUCAAGACGAACCUCAAACUUGCCAAGCUUUGGCUAGAUCGUAAAGAGUUCGGCCGCCUGUCCAAGCUCAUUCGUGAUCUGCAUAGUGCUACUGCGGCAAGCGGCGAUGGCGACGAGCAAGCUCAACGCGGAACUCAGCUCCUCGAAAUUUACGCGCUCGAAAUUCAGAUGUACAACGAGACCCGUAAUUUCAAGAAGCUCAAGGAAAUAUACAACGCGACGAACAACGUCAAAUCAGCUAUACCGCAUCCUCGCAUCAUGGGCGUCAUCAAAGAGUGUGGCGGAAAGAUGUGGAUGGGAGAACGCCAAUGGAACAGAGCCAGUGAAGACUUCUUCGAAUCUUUCCGCAACUACGAUGAAGCUGGCUCACCUCAACGAAUACAAGUACUGAAAUACUUGGUACUGGCGAACAUGCUUACAGGAAGUGAAGUCAAUCCCUUCGAUAGUCAGGAGACUAAGCCGUACAAGAACGACCCUCAAAUCAAGGCCAUGACAGAUCUUGUAGAUGCAUAUCAGCGUCGAGAGGUUCAUUCUGCAGAGAAGAUCCUGAAAGACAAUCGUUCGACAAUCAUGGACGAUGCCUUCAUUCGUUCGUACAUAGGAGAAUUACUUCGCAGUCUCCGCACCCAGUACCUCAUCGACCUCAUCAAGCCAUAUACACGAUUAGAGCUUUCUUUCUUGGGAAAGCAAUUGAAUGUCCCCAUUGAUGAAGUCGAAGAGUUGCUCAUUGGACUAAUAUUGGAAGGAAGGGUGGAAGGAAGGAUCGAUCAAGUGGGAAUGCGUCUAGAACUGGAUCGCAAGCAAAGCCUCGAGAAAAAGCGAUACACAGCCCUGCAGAAGUGGACCGAUGCUCUGGAGUCAGUUCAUAAUGCAGUGAUCACGAAAACGAGUACAGGAGGACGGUCUGUAGAUCCAACACUGGGGGACUUUGCUGGCGCCCGAGACGAUCGUUGGAGUUGA
Messenger RNA from Pleurotus ostreatus (oyster mushroom), 1428 nucleotides. RefSeq lists its product as uncharacterized. The transcript is spliced from 12 exons. The record is from RefSeq and is a predicted model, not a curated record. Bases 1 to 1428 code for a protein of 475 amino acids. Gene Ontology annotation, cellular component: COP9 signalosome. Gene Ontology annotation, biological process: protein deneddylation. NCBI's taxonomy places the organism in Eukaryota, Fungi, Basidiomycota, Agaricomycetes, Agaricales, Pleurotaceae.